AUGUCCCAGUAUCUUCUUCAGCACGGCUACAACCGAGGGGGAGUCGACAAAAUCCUAUUUAUCAAAAGGUCAGGUAAACACGUUACAAUCGCUCAGGUGUAUGUUGAUGAUAUUAUCUUUGGUUCCACUCAAACAGGUGCUACAGAUCAACUGGUUCAAGUCAUGCAACAGGAAUUCGAAAUGAGUAUGAUCGGUGAGCUGACCUACUUUCUAGGUCUACAGGUUCAACAAACUAAUGAAAGCAUCUUUAUAUCUCAAGAAAAAUAUGCAAAAGGCCUUCUGACGAAGUUUGGUCUCGAGUCAGCUAAAGAAGCACGAACGCCAAUAUCUACAACUACAAAAUUAAGCAAAGACGAAUCAGGAAAGCCAAUUGAUCCCACUCUAUACAGGAGCAUGAUUGGAAGUCUACUAUAUCUAACAGUAAGCCGUCCGGAAAUAAUGUUGAGUGUUGGAAUGUGUGCCAGAUUUCAAGCCGCCCCUAAAGAUUCGCAUCUCAAAGCCGUGAAAAGGAUAAUUAAAUACGUCAAAGGAACCCUAAAUUAUGGUAUUUGGAUUUCCAAUGAUACUAACCUGAAUCUUGUAGGCUACAGUGAUGUCGACUGGGCUGUGAAUGCAAAUGAUCGCAAAAGUACCUCUGGUGGUUGUUUCUUCUUUGGGAAAAACUUAGUUGCCUGGCUAAGUAAGAAACAAAAUUCGAUAUCUCUCAGCACAGCUGAAGCUGAAUAUAUUGCAGCUGGUAGCUGCUGUACACAACUCUUGUGGAUGAGACAAAUGCUGCUAGAUUAUGAAGCUGCUCCAGGAUCUGCUCCAGGGGAUGUUGGGGUAUCGAUCCAUGACAUUGUCUCUGAACCUGAGGAUCCUUCUAUUCAAGCGGCCAUUAUGUCGGAUAUUAUCGCCAAUAUACCUAACUCUGCUCGUGUUCAAAGAUCUGUCCCGGUCAUCGUUGUGCCGUUUGCAUCAUCUAACGCAAAGGGGAAGGCCAAAAUCACUGAUCCGGAUGAUCCUCCAGUUGCUCCUGUCCCUGCUCUGGCUGUUAAGAGGAAGCUAAAUUUGUCUGCCGAUGUUGAGUUUGUAUCUGAGACUCGCCCAAGCAAACGCUAA
Molecule: messenger RNA, 1101 nt
Organism: Ipomoea nil (Japanese morning glory)
Lineage: Eukaryota; Viridiplantae; Streptophyta; Magnoliopsida; Solanales; Convolvulaceae
Exons: 2
Coding region: 1-1101 (366 amino acids)
Source: RefSeq, a predicted model, not a curated record